Actinia tenebrosa (Australian red waratah sea anemone) is the source of this 1314-nucleotide messenger RNA. RefSeq lists its product as uncharacterized. The record is from RefSeq and is a predicted model, not a curated record. Gene Ontology annotation, molecular function: protein binding; metal ion binding. Lineage: Eukaryota; Metazoa; Cnidaria; Anthozoa; Actiniaria; Actiniidae.
UCAGAUAGGCUGGAAAUUUAAACAUGGCGACCGGCUUCGACAAGGAAACGCAAGAAUACAUUGAAGCUGAGAUUAAAGAAGUAAAAGCUAAAAUAUUAGAGAAUAUAGACGGAGUAGAGAUUAUAUCUUUACAUACUUUGAACGUCCAAGUUAGUCUAAAAAGAACCAAGCACAAACAAGUUACUGUAAAAAUGCAGUUUCCAAGAAACUAUCCCAAAGAAUCAAUUUUAACUGAGCUCAAGAGUAGUGUUUUGCCACCUAAAUUAUUGAAUAGAAUGAUGGAAUUAUGUGAUCAAGAAAUGAAAAAACAUGUUGGAAAGCAGCAGGUUUUUCUUUUAGUCUUAUUCUUACGAAAAUUCCUUGAUGAAAACCCAUUAAUUGUGUGCAGUGAAGAACUUGCCUAUGUGAAAGAUAAACUGAUUACACACAAAGACCAGUUUAAGGUCAAACAAAAGACAGGAGUAAUCAGUAUUUGUAUCAACCAAAACAGUUAUUUUAUGAACUUAAAAUUGACAAUUCCAGAUGAUUAUCCAGAUGAAGCUGUUAGCAUAGAACCUAAGCAAUCUAAUUUUCCAAAGUCCUUGGAAAAAGUGUUUGUUGGUCAAGCUGUUGAUAUGGCAAGACAGUGUGUUCAAGCCCCAAUUCGAAAGAAUCCAAARGCACCACCAUUUGUACCAAAGCCAUCAUUAAAGGUAGUCUCUGAUUUCCUAAUUAAAGACUGUAUUAGACGGUACCCAACAGAGGAAUGUGCAUUGUGCAAGAAGAGAGCUCUUCCAACAGAACCAAAAGAUUGUGUUACGAAUCCUAAGGAUGCAAAGUUYGUUGAGCGUGUCUACUGUUCACAUUUGUUCCAUUUUACCUGCCUCGAUGAAUAUAUGAAAACUCCACCCUUUACUGGUGGCAAGAAGUGCCCUGUAUGUGGYAAUACAAUUUAUCAUGACCGUUGGCAGAUAACACCAAAACUUGCAGAAGAACGUUGGGCUCAUAAAGAAGCCAAGAACAGGGAACUUUCUGAAGUUGUUGACUUCUUGGGUGAUUGUACAUAAGUGUUGGUUGAUAAAAAAAAGAGACUUCAAAUAGGGAGGUCGUUUGACCUUUAGAUUCAAAGAUAUUCAAAACAUUAGCUUACACCCAAAUGAUAUUAAAUAGUGAAUAUGAUUAGAAAACUAGUCGUGACAUAAUGUAAGUGAAGUGCUGCGGAUAUAUGCAAGACCACUUUUUACCAAUAGCCGGCACCAAGAUACUUGAAAACAUUCAUCAGCAAAACCAAUAUAUCAAUUAAUCAGAAUAAAAAAGAUCGAUUCAGUUUUUUCA